Messenger RNA from Fulvia fulva, 471 nucleotides. RefSeq lists its product as uncharacterized. Lineage: Eukaryota; Fungi; Ascomycota; Dothideomycetes; Mycosphaerellales; Mycosphaerellaceae. The transcript has a single exon. The record is from RefSeq and is a predicted model, not a curated record. Bases 1 to 471 code for a protein of 156 amino acids.
AUGAUCUACCAAGCCUGCUUCGUGCACACGCACCGCGCCGAGUCGACGGUCCAAUGGCGUGUCCGGUGCUGUGUGGAAAAAGGCUUGUUGACCGAAGCAGAGUACAACGCAAAUUUGACAGCAAAUAGCAAGUCCCCGAAUACGAUUACCUCACAGCCUUACGACACUUCUAAGGCCUCCGUACUCAGCGCUUCAACCGAACCCAAGCCGAAACGAACGGGAGGACAUCAAGGGUCAACGUAUUGGUCCGCUGAUGAGGACAACAUUGUGGUAUCCACAGACACUCAGGGUCUGGGGCCUAAAGAGACCUGGCGAACCUACUUCUCUCAGAACCGCACUUACGCUGCGGUGAGGAAGAAACACGACUACUUGAGAAGAAAAGGCCGGCUACUCAGUGACAGAAACCGAAGAGCCCCGAUGGCACACCCCAGAGCUUGGGUCUCGGAGUCGAUGGCACAGAAGGAAGUGUAG